UCAUGUACUCGAGGCCUAUAAAAGUCAGUUCGGAGGGAGCCGAGUGCAUCAGUUGUGUUGAGUUCAGCCAUGGCGCGACAAUUGAUUAUCGUACUUUCGCUGGCGCUCUACGUGGGUAGCUCCCAGGCAGUGCUGAGCGAAAUCGCCCGCCAGAGCGAGUCCGCCUUGAACGGAUUGGCGGACAUCAAGCUGGCGCCACUGCGCUACCUAGACGUGCUGAUCGGAGCCAAUCCGGGAGGAAUUCGCGGACUCGAUGGAGGACUCUACGGUUCCGCUGGGGGCGCCCUUUCGGCGGCUGCGGCAUUGCAGGCUGCCCAAGCAGCCAACAUCGUGGCCGGCGGAGGACUUCCCCUGAAUCCCUCGUACAGCAAGAUAUCGGCUGGCGUUGGCCAGGGAAGCGACUUGAUAACAAUCAUCAAGAACCCACGACCCUAUGACCAUCUCCCCAGCAUUCCGGGCAUCAACUAUCCACCACUGUAUCCGCCUUUCGGAUGGCCAAUUCUUGGACGCAUACCAGGUGGUCCGGGUGGCCCAGGUGGUCCCAGAGGUCCGCGUGGGCCAGGAGGUCCGGGUGGUCCACCUCUAAUUGGCCUAGGACUUCCGGGAGGUCCCGGAGGACCAGGAGGCUCCCGUCCCCCUCUUAGCGGAGGUAUUGGUCUCAACUUGGGCUUCGGAGGUCCCGGCGGUCCCGGCGGUCCCGGCGGUCCCAGAGGACCCGGAGGUCAAGGAGGACCCGGAGGUCCUGGAGGCCCUAUGGGCAAUGGACUCUUUGGAAACGGAGGACUAUUCGGCACAGGACUCUUUGGCGACAACGGACUGUUCGGCACUGGAUUCCUCAGUAGCCCAGGAUUGAACCUGCUGGACCCCUUCGGCAUUUUCACCCCAUUCGGAACCUUUUUCGGUGGACUGGGCAACCUCUUCGGGUUCACCUCAUCGACGAGCGCCUCCGCGGGAGCACCCCCUCCCAGCUACCCGCUCUUUGGCAACAAGCUCGGAUUUGGUCGAGGGCUGCAGGGCUCCAUCAGCGUGGACUUGGGAGGCUCAAUUCCCACGCCCAAGAGCAUAUUGGCCGGGCUAUUCUCCCCCCUGCUCGGCGUACUGGGUUAGCAGGAGAUCACUUCGAAACGCAAUGGAUAACAGGAUCUGACGGUUUAACGACUAGGCUUAAUCUAUUUAGUAUUAAGAACGACAAGUGUCGGGGUUAUAUUAACAUUUGUCUUGGCCAAGCUUUGUAAUUGUAAUACCCAUUAAUAAAAGUAAGCAGCAUUCCAAA
This is a messenger RNA of Drosophila ananassae, 1273 nucleotides long. It is a transcript of the gene Ebp, whose product is annotated as ejaculatory bulb-specific protein 1. The transcript is spliced from 2 exons. The record is from RefSeq and is a predicted model, not a curated record. NCBI's taxonomy places the organism in Eukaryota, Metazoa, Arthropoda, Insecta, Diptera, Drosophilidae. The coding region runs from base 70 to 1107 and encodes 345 amino acids.